Talaromyces proteolyticus is the source of this 753-nucleotide messenger RNA. Its product is annotated as putative small nuclear ribonucleoprotein. The transcript has 6 exons. Gene Ontology annotation, molecular function: RNA binding. Lineage: Eukaryota; Fungi; Ascomycota; Eurotiomycetes; Eurotiales; Trichocomaceae. Bases 145 to 396 code for a protein of 83 amino acids. Gene Ontology annotation, biological process: mRNA splicing, via spliceosome. The record is from RefSeq and is a predicted model, not a curated record. Gene Ontology annotation, cellular component: Lsm1-7-Pat1 complex; U6 snRNP; U4/U6 x U5 tri-snRNP complex.
UUUAUCCCAAUCAAAUCCAAGUCUAGCAAAGGGUCUUGCAUUAACCAUUCUGUGAAUGCAAGAUACGUUACAAAGACGUUUUAGACGUUUUAUUAACCACAUUGUCGACUGUGCCCCGGGAUAUCUGGCCGUGGCCGUAUAAAAAUGGCUUCUCAACUAUUACCUCUCGAGCUUAUCGACAAAUGUGUCGGAUCCAAGAUUUGGGUUGUGAUGAAAGGCGAUAAAGAAUUCUCUGGGACUUUAAUGGGAUUUGAUGACUAUGUCAACAUGGUUCUUGAGGAUGUUACAGAGUUUGACUAUUCCGGAAACCAAGAAAAGCUUCCCAAGAUUCUUCUUAACGGAAACAACGUUUGCAUGUUAAUACCCGGUGGAGAGGGUCCAGUCAAUCAUUCUUAAGAUGCGAAGAAACUGAACUGAGAUGAAGUAUCAUUGACGAGGAAUGAUCUAAAAGAAGAGUGUUUUCGAUGAUCAAUCGGGCCUUGUGUUCCUAACUAAUUAGUCUACUGUAUCAUCAGAAAGAGGAAAUACCCAAUGCCUUUCAUAGUAAUAUUCCCACAGGGAUAAAUUAGAAUAGAUCCUAUAUCACAGAGGUAUUGACCGACAGUUGAUGAUGAGCAAUUCGUGCACGGCGGACAGUUUUUGACGUUUUAUUUAUGACUCCAUAGUUAUAUUUACAAAUACCGGCAUGAUAAGCUUAUGUAAAGUAAUGACUGAGAAUAUCGGUGUGGAAAUCAAAAAGAUUGAGGUUGAAGA